UGGACCGAAAUAAUGGUUUCUGUGAAACCAGAGAAGAGUGUUGGAAGGAUCCAAAAGCUGACAAUACAGAAGGAAUGCACAGCUUUUCUUCCUUGCAGUUACCUGGAGAAAGGUUCGGUUGUUCACAGAAAUUGCUCCUAAUCUUAAGAGGCCUACCUGGUUCAGGGAAAUCAACACUUUCUCGUAUUCUGCUUGGUCAAAGUCGUGACGGCAUUGUAUUCAGCACUGAUGAUUAUUUUCGUCAACAAGAUGGAUAUACGUAUAAUGCUGCUCAGCUUGGUGAUGCCCAUGACUGGAAUCAGAAGAGAGCAAAGCAAGCAAUGGAGCAGGGAAAAUCUCCGGUUAUAAUAGACAACACUAAUACUCAAGCGUGGGAAAUGAAGCCAUAUGUGGAAGUGGCUCUAGAAAAGGGAUACAGAGUGGAGUUCCAUGAGCCAGAUACUUGGUGGAAGUUUGAUCCUGAAGAAUUAGAAAAGAGGAAUAAACAUGGGGUCACUCGUGAGAAGAUUGCUCAGAUGUUGGAACGAUAUGAAUAUCAAAUAUCCAUACCUAUUGUCAUGAAUUCAGUGGUACCUCCCCACAAAAACACUCAAAGGCCACCUCUGCAGCGAAGACAUAGGGAGACGUUUUUAAAGAAGAACCCUGGGCACCUGUUGACAAAAGCAAAGCAGAGGAAAAAGCGAAGAAGAAACAAAAAAAUGAAAGGCAAUCAUACAGAAAUGAUGAAGAAGAAGUUAGGCAGAGCAGCUCAUCAUCCAGUUCCAGAUGACCAGGACACAUCAGAAAGUGAAGAGGAUGAUUCAGAAGAAGAAAACAGCAAAUCAUUGUGUACAUUCAGUGAAGGUCCAGAGGAUCCAGUAACAGUUUGUGAAGAGCAGCCUAAUGGUGAUGAUGAAAGCCUAAAAGAAGCUGCAGUGGUUUCAAGAGAAACGUUUCCCGUUGCUGUGUCUGAGGUCUCAACGAUGUUGAACAGUGCAUUGAAAAAUGAAUUGCCUGUAGAAAGCGACAGUUCACUUCUGAUAGAUGUAAAACCUUUUUCUACUGAAGACCUAACCAAAAAUGCAUUUGAUGAUGAGGAAACAAAUGAAAGGCACAAAGAAAAUCUUUGCAGAAGCAGUUUCCUAAAAAUAAGCAAUGAUAAAAAUUCCAUCCAGGAAACAGAAGGCAUCUCUGGAGAUUAUAACACGCCACUGUUAAGCAUGGAAAACAAACUUGGAUCAUAUCAAAUUACAUGUGAACCUGACAUGGAAGCUAAGCUGUUAAGUUUAAAUGGUGAAGAAAAAGAAAUCUCUCAGUGUUACAAUUCAAUCCCACGUGUUAACGUGCGUGAUAAUAACACGGAGGACAAAGGUGCAUUAAAAGCAGAAGAGAAUAGCUCCAAUGCCUGGGCUUUUUUUUCAAUUAGUUUACCUACUGAGGAAUUGCAGCUGGACUUUGAUACACAAGUUUCUCUCUCUUCUUGGUCUGAGGAUAAAUUUGUAAGUGAACAAAGACCCCCAAAAAUAAGGAAACCUAAACAGACUCAUAUGAACAGUUCAACACAGCUAAAUUGCUAUCGGUCAAAUGAAGGAUUGGUAAAGGAAAACCAUCAGGUAACAGUAACUGAGGAAGCUGGUCAUAUAAUAAGCGAUGGUCUAUCGGCAUCUCCAGCUGGUGAAGUGCACCUUGAUUCCCUUGUGGAAGCCAGGGCCACCUUCGUGCAGUGUUCGAGUGAAGUAAAUGUUCCAAGAAAUGAUGCUGCACCAAUUACAUCAAAGAGGAAAAGGUACAGAAGAAUUGUCAACUUGGCACCGAAGUUUAAUCUACCACGACAGAUUGCUGGUAGUACAGAGGGAGGAAAGGAAGUCCCAAGAAAAGAUGAUGUUCCCCCAAAAAGUGUUUUAGAAGUGGAGCAAAAGAGUUUUCUAAGCAAGGACUGUGGAGAGGAAUGUGAGCAGAACCGUGCAUUGCAGGAAUAUUCUGCACCUUACAGUGGCACCGAGGCAACCUAUUCCUUACCCACCCCGGAUGCAGAUGCUCUGUUACAUGAUACUUCUUACAUUCAUUCGGGACAAUCUUCUCCUAUGCCAAAAUAUUCCUGCAGGGUUUGUGUCGUUUCCAGGACGAAGGAGGAGCAAGCUAGAACUCUUAAGCAACAACAGGUAGUUGAUAAAAAAGAGGGCGAGAGUGAACAAGUUUCUUCAGAGGUUACAAAUAGCCAACCAGAUAUUUUGUCUUCUGUUAAAGUUGUUUCUGAAUAUCCAGAAGAUUCUAGUAUAUUGACAAGCUGCGGUGAAAAUGUGCACGAAGCAGAUGACCCUGAGCCAGCAGAGGCCUCACAACAUGAAGAUAAUCCAGAUGUGAAUAAGAAAUAUAGUUUUCUGGGACUUCCCUUAUCAUUAGGAUUUGCUUUUCAACUUGUGCAGCUCUUUGGUUCUCCAGGUCUUCCACUGGAGUCCUUGUUGCCAGAUGAUUAUAUAGUUCCUCUUGACUGGAAAGUUUCAAAGAUGAUCUAUUUACUGUGGAAGACCUCUGUGGAGGAGAAACAAAAAACAAAUGGAUUGCCGAAUGGAAAUGCCUUGGCUGAUGAUAGUAUUAAUUUUGAAGAUCUAAAUAAAAAUGUCCAAGAGAACCAAGACUCUUCUGAAACACUUCCAGAAAUGGAGCUGUUUCAAGGGGUGAGAGAGGAGAACAUCAUGACCUAUGCUAGUGCUGGCUGUCUGGAUGCUGAGUUUCAUCAGUCAUGAUUGACCAUCUUAAGUUCUGCAUGAAGGAAAAGAAACUUCUCACUUUGAUUCCACCAUGGAAGGACUUCAGCUGGCCACCAAUGAUUUGAAACCUGAGGAAUAACCUGGAAGAAAGUAACCACUGUAGAUUUUUGGUGUGAAUCUUCGGCCAUCUUUCCCCCCACAGCCCCCCAAUAUCAGCCUCU
Aptenodytes forsteri (emperor penguin) is the source of this 2911-nucleotide messenger RNA. RefSeq lists its product as uncharacterized. The record is from RefSeq and is a predicted model, not a curated record. Gene Ontology annotation, cellular component: nucleus. Gene Ontology annotation, biological process: negative regulation of transcription by RNA polymerase II. Bases 75 to 2726 code for a protein of 883 amino acids. The transcript is spliced from 10 exons. Gene Ontology annotation, molecular function: transcription corepressor activity. Lineage: Eukaryota; Metazoa; Chordata; Aves; Sphenisciformes; Spheniscidae.